Humulus lupulus (European hop) is the source of this 408-nucleotide messenger RNA. RefSeq lists its product as uncharacterized. Lineage: Eukaryota; Viridiplantae; Streptophyta; Magnoliopsida; Rosales; Cannabaceae. The coding region runs from base 1 to 408 and encodes 135 amino acids. The record is from RefSeq and is a predicted model, not a curated record. The transcript has 2 exons.
AUGAUCAGCCCAAAGGAAGUUAUUGCUUCUGUUGCUAAUAUUGAUGCCAACAUGAACUCGAUUCCCGUGCUUAACUACACAAACUUUAAGAGCUGGAAAGAGAAAAUUCUGUUGGUUCUCAACUGCAUGAAUUUAGACUAUGCAUUAAGGAAAGAACAACUUGCUUCUCCUACCGAGAAAAGUUCUGCUGAUGAAAAGGCGAACUUUGAGAAGUGGGAACGUUCUAAUCGCUUAAGUCUAAUGAUGCUAAUGCACAACAUUCCAGAAGCAUUCAGGGGCGGUAUGUCUGAUGAGGUAUCUGUAAAGGAUUUCCUUAAAGAAAUUGAAAAAAGUUUUGCAAAGAACGAAAAGGUUGAGAUAAGCAAGAUUUUAGCUGACCUUGUCCAAAUGAGGUAUAAAGGAAAAUGA